UUUCUACAAAAACUUGCUAUAUAUAGUAGUUGAUAAGCAUAGGGUUGUAAGGGAACUGUCAAAAGAAGCCUUUUGGGCAAGAAAGAAAAUAAAACAAUUGUCAAAAGAAGGAAGCAAAUAGAGUAUAGGAAAAAAGAGCAAAAAAUGCGUGGUCAUCUUUCACAUGACACCCUGGUAGAAGUUCCUGCUGCUGUGAUAUGGGAUAUCUACCGUAGUCUCGAGCUCGGAAGACUCCUCAAUGAACUGCUACAAGAUGAAAUCGGCACAGUUGAAGUUGUCCAAGGUGAUGGGGGCGUUGGUACUAUUUUAAAGAUCACAUUCGCUCCUGGAAUUCCUGGACCUACUUAUAUGAAGGAAAUCUUCACAAAAAUUGACGAUGAAAUUCGCGUGAAAGAAUCAGAAGUCAUUGAAGGAGGGUACAAAGAUUUUGGAUUUGAGUAUUGUGGAUAUCGCCUGCAAAUCAUUGAAAAAGAUGCUAAAUCAUCUAUUAUCAGGUCCUCAAUCGAGUAUGAAAUAGAUGACAAGCUUCAAGAAAUUGCUUCUCUGGUGACUACCAAGCCAAUGGAAAUUUUGGCUGUAGGGAUUAGCAAAUAUCUCAGAGAAAAAACGAGUUCCUCUAAUUAGGAUAUGUCCUAUGCAUAUUGCUUCCAACUAUACUACGUGUGUGUCGUACGUUUUUUCUUUCAUUUAAGCAACAAAGUUUAGGGAAGAACAUGAACGACUGCAAACUUUGAUUUUGCAAACCAUACAUGUUUAACUAUCCUCAAUGAGUUAUUUCAACAAAAAAUAAUAAUAAUAAGUGAGCAUUUAGCUCAUAGAUAGGUGCACAUGUAUUUUCAUGUUGGAAGUGUUAGGUUUAGAUCUUUUGUCAAAUAUAAUAAAAAAGCUAUUCUUAGCUUAUUAGUCUUGUCACACAUAUAUACAUAUACAAACAUAUGUAAGUUAGAAAAUUAGUUGUUUGAUAUUUAUGUGAAAUAUAUUGUAUGGUU
Molecule: messenger RNA, 989 nt
Organism: Durio zibethinus
Lineage: Eukaryota; Viridiplantae; Streptophyta; Magnoliopsida; Malvales; Malvaceae
Product: norbelladine synthase-like
Biological process (GO): abscisic acid-activated signaling pathway; defense response
Cellular component (GO): cytoplasm; nucleus
Molecular function (GO): abscisic acid binding; signaling receptor activity; protein phosphatase inhibitor activity
Source: RefSeq, a predicted model, not a curated record